Molecule: messenger RNA, 1824 nt
Organism: Pomacea canaliculata
Lineage: Eukaryota; Metazoa; Mollusca; Gastropoda; Architaenioglossa; Ampullariidae
Product: organic cation transporter protein-like
Exons: 10
Coding region: 171-1790 (539 amino acids)
Biological process (GO): transmembrane transport
Cellular component (GO): membrane
Molecular function (GO): transmembrane transporter activity
Source: RefSeq, a predicted model, not a curated record
CUCACCUGUACUGCAAUAAUACCUGUCACCGUAGCAGAUGACCUCUUGCCACAACACGUGACCUCUUUGACAGAGGGCCUGAGUGGGGAAAACACAACUUAGGAUAUUCGCAGGGCUUGUCCAGUCAAACAAGAGGCAUCAACGGUGGAAUCACGUGAGACCUCUUGGACAUGGAGAGCCUGAUGGAGGAAGCCGGCACCAGAGGGCGCUUUCAGGUCUUGAUGGUUACAGCCUUUAAGGUGGGAAUGCUACCUGUGGCCUGGAGCAUGAUGCAAAUGUCCUUCGUUGGCCUCGUCCCCGACUGGUGGUGUGAACCACCAAGUGGCAGCAUCUUUUCUUAUGGCAACUGGUCGCGAGACAACGCAACGUUUCACAGUUGCACGAGACAGAACGAGACUUGCCAAAACUUGAUCUUUGACGACAGUGUUCGAACCGUCGUCAACGAGUGGUCCCUUGUGUGUGACCUCAGCUACGUCAAGCCCAUGAUGACAUCAUUGCAAAUGGCGGGCGUGCUGGUGGGAGCCUUGCUGGGUGGACAGAUGUCCGACUCGCUGGGGAGGCGCCUGACGGUGUACGCCACGUCUCUGACUCACACAGUCUGCUGUGUAGUCGCGGCUUUCUCCGUUUCCUGGCAGAUGUUCGCUGUGAUGCGCACCUUGACUGGCGUCACCCUGGGUGUCUACCUCGUAGCCUCGUUUUCAUUUCCCUUGGAGUUUGUCAGUCCAGCAUGGCGGCAGACGGUGGCGUUUAUCCCAGGCUGGAGUUUCGGCAUUUUUCUAUUUUCCUUGAUAGCCUGGCUGUUUCCACAUUGGAGCUAUCUCCACAUCGCUCUGGCCAUUCUCUCGGUACCAUUCCUUCUGACCUGGUUUGUCAUGCCAGAGAGCGCUCGUUGGCUGGCGGUCAAAGGUCGCCUUGAGGAAGCGGAGGCAGUGAUUGAGUUAGUGGCCCGUGUCAACAGGCGCCAGAAGCCCCCCGACACGCUGGACAGACUGCGCAAGGUCGUGGAGAAGGAGCAGAAGACAGGUCAAGGCCGUCGCUAUACGUACAUUGAUGUUUACCGAGGCUGGCGAAUGGCCUUCACCUCGCUCGUUCUCAACUUUAUGUGGUUUUGCAUGUCGUUUUGCUACUAUGGAAUCUCCUUCGGAGUGACUGGUCUUAGUGGUAAUCUUUACCUUAACAUCUUUCUCAUGGCUGCUGUAGAGAUACCGUCCAAUUUCAGUACAGUCUUCCUCAGCGAAAGACUGGGUCGGCGCUGGACUAUUUUUUUGUUCUCCCUGAUCUGCUCAUUGUCCAGUUUCAGCAUACUUAUUGUUGACCUUACAGUCCCUAAAGAUAAAACUGCUGUCAUCACCAUGGGACUGGCCAUGGUUAGCAAGCUGGCAGUAGGAGCGGCUCGUCUGUCCAUUCUAACAUUUACAUCUGAACAGUAUCCCACUGUUAUCAGGAAUCUGGGAUAUGGAGCAUCCAACACAAUAUCCCGCGUGGGAGGCGCCUUAGCACCUGUUUUGCUUAAUAUGGACACAGACAAGGAGGUGGUACGUGGCUAUGUGGUGGUAGGUGUUCUACUGGCAGUCUCCGGCUUUGCCACCUUGUUGCUACGGGAGACCAAAGGUCAGGCUCUCAAGGACAGCCUGGAAGUCAUUGCUGAGGAAAGUGAGAAGGUGGAGAGGAGCUCAGAAGGAACGAAUGAAGGCGACAGGACAAGCUCGGAGCCGUCUGUCCAUGAGAUGACUGUGUGGACUGUCAAUAGUGAAGUAGCCAGCAAUGAAACUGUGUCUGUGAAACUAUGAUUGUUUGGAAAAAAAUUUCUCUGUACAUGAUUUU